Molecule: messenger RNA, 1103 nt
Organism: Leguminivora glycinivorella
Lineage: Eukaryota; Metazoa; Arthropoda; Insecta; Lepidoptera; Tortricidae
Gene: MED20
Product: mediator of RNA polymerase II transcription subunit 20
Exons: 4
Coding region: 233-859 (208 amino acids)
Biological process (GO): regulation of transcription by RNA polymerase II
Cellular component (GO): mediator complex
Molecular function (GO): transcription coactivator activity
Source: RefSeq, a predicted model, not a curated record
GUCAUCUGUCAAAUAAAUUCAAUUCGAUGAGAUUCCAAGUUGAUGCAUUUCGCUGUAUUUGUGCGUUUUGUAAAUCAAUCGCGACAGUUUAAUGUUUUGUGUUGUUUCUCCUUUUGUUAAUAUUGCCAUUACAGUAUAUAAUAUAAUUAUCUAACCAAUAUUUCGCUGUGAAAUGCCAACUCAACUUACCUAACCUGAUCCGGCUAUUUAUUUAUAAACAUUUACAACAAACAUGGGUGUUACAGUGUUGCAACAGUAUCCAGUACCAGAGAAUAAGACGGGGACAUUUGUAAUAGAGCUCUUGACGAGACGUCUGCUAGCGUUGGGAGCUACACAACAAGGGCAGUUCCUAGUGGACUGCGAAAGCUACCUGUCACAUCCACAAAUGGGCACAACAAAAACAGUCCACAUCCUUCACAACUCAGAGCAGCCUGCUUCUGUCUUCUCUAUUCUGGAGAGUGGCACAAAGAACAUCCAUGUUAUUGCCGAUGGCCUGUUCGAUCUACUCAUGAUGAAGCUAUCACAGCACUAUACAUCUAAGAAGCAGACUAAAAUCGAGAGCAAAGGACCGAGAUUUGAAUUGGGAGAUUUCUGUGUGAAACUCGGAUCUGUUAUGAUGAAUCAGAAUUUCAAGGGGAUCCUUAUUGAGGUUGAAUACAGACCCUGUGUCAUGGCAAAUGCCGUAUGGGGCCUCUUACGGGAAUUCCUCCAGGGUCUGCUCGGCCCCUCUAUACCUGUGAGCCCACCACAGCACCUCUUAAGCCGCAUGCACGAGAUAUACACUCCUAUCGACACAAUUCACCAGUACCUUGAGCAUUUUAGCCAGUAUAGAAAACUCACAGGCCUCCGGAAUGCCUAGGCCUAGACAUAUAAAAUAGAAGUGGUUCUUAGGUCAAACAGUGCCCCACAAACUGAAAAUUGAGAAUACUUACCUAGUGUGGUACUUUUUAAGUGUUUGUUGGUGAAUGAAAUUAGAAAUGUGUAUUUACAUGUCUGAUAGAUAUAAUAGUUAUUUGUUAUACAAGGGGGCAAAGUUGUAUUUUAACGCCGAGUGUGGAAUUGAAAAACGAGCAAGUGAAAGGAUUCUAUAGUUGAACCACGAG